Molecule: messenger RNA, 879 nt
Organism: Botrytis byssoidea
Lineage: Eukaryota; Fungi; Ascomycota; Leotiomycetes; Helotiales; Sclerotiniaceae
Exons: 3
Coding region: 1-879 (292 amino acids)
Source: RefSeq, a predicted model, not a curated record
AUGCCAAAGACAAACCAAUCAUCGUCUCCCCCACCUGCUUACACUAAUCAUGGUGAUGUAUCUGUAGCAAGUAAUGAGACACUGCCAACGGCGCCGGUAAACCAGCCAACUACCCCAAUUUCUCAUGAAAUAGCAGUAGACUCAGCUGCGACGAUUCAGCAAGUCGAUGCCUUAAUUUUUACGACAACAGUACCUGGCAAUUCAGGAUUCAUGGCAGGCUCUGCAGCAGAAAGUGACCAAAAUUACCCCGAUGGAUUGCUUUCAAAACUUGAGAAUGUUAUUCAGCAGCUAGAGGCAUCCCAGGAAGAACGACUCAUUACACGGCUUGAAAAUGCCCUAUCACGCCAGGCAGAGGCAAAUUCCAGUUUGUUAAGUGAGAAGACAGACACCAGAAAACCAAUCAAACUUAAGGAUGCAGUCGGGAGACGCUUCAGUUUCCCUUAUCACCGAUGUGAGACCUGGGCAGGAAUCUCAGAACUCAUUAAAGCAGCGUUUCUACAUGUCGAAAUCAUCGGCCCACAUGUCAAAGAAGGACAUUACGAUAUUAUGAAUCCGGCUGGGGAAGUCAUCCUCCCUCAACUCUGGCAAGAUCAUGUUCAGCCUGGAUGGGAGAUCUCCAUGUCAAUGUGGCCAAUUCCUGGCCCUCCCAAGCCAAGAUUUCCGACACUGACACCUAACGCGCCGGUACAUGUUAUCGUGGAUAGAGUACUCGGACCCGCUCCAAACUGCUUUCGGUCGCAUCAACCGCCUAGCUAUUCUAGUGAUUCAUGUGCACAGGGCAAAGGAACUAGGGGAUUAUGGCAAAAGAUGAAAGGCAUAUUCACAAGCAAAAAGCUGACUUAUGGUUCGGAUAGCAGUGAAUCUAGUUACUGUGAUUAA